Penicillium malachiteum is the source of this 1056-nucleotide messenger RNA. RefSeq lists its product as uncharacterized. Gene Ontology annotation, cellular component: mitochondrion. The record is from RefSeq and is a predicted model, not a curated record. Lineage: Eukaryota; Fungi; Ascomycota; Eurotiomycetes; Eurotiales; Aspergillaceae. The coding region runs from base 1 to 1056 and encodes 351 amino acids. The transcript has 2 exons. Gene Ontology annotation, molecular function: (3R)-hydroxyacyl-[acyl-carrier-protein] dehydratase activity.
AUGUCCAUGAAGAAUAGUUUCAUGCACGGCUUGCUCAAACGAGCAAUACAGACUCGAGCUUACACCUCGCUCUCAGAACGUCUACACCAUGACCUGACGACGCGGAAGAUCCCACUCUUCUUCGACUAUCUACAUCCUCAGCAAUCCCACCUGUUGAAUCUCUCUUUGCAGGGUAUUCUACCGCGUUCAUUAAAUCAGGAUGUACCGUCAAGUUUACCCUCAAUAAGAAAUCCGAUUCCAUUACCCAUAGGACACCACCUAGUCUACUUCCCGCCGCAGGUAUCCCUUUCACAACUACUUCCAGAUGGCACGGACAUAUUACACACACCCGGCGAGCCUUUUAACAGGCGGUUAUGGGCAGGUGGUAAUGUGCACUUCCCAAUUUCCGGACCAGCACUAGAUGGUACUCGUGCUGUUUGCGUUGAAUCCAUUCGCAAUGUCACAAUCAAGGGACGAGAAGGCGAAGGGAAGGUGAUAGUCACGAUCGAGCGCCGAUUUGGUACAGUUCCAGAAGGAGAAUCAGAAGCACAAACCCGAAGUCGAAUUUGGCAAGAAGAUGAAGCCGAUCUGGGUGACUCAUCCAUCAUCGAGAAUCGAGAUCUCAUCUUCAUGAGAUCUAAGACCGCGGAGGAAAUUGAACUUGACCAGGCGCAAUUUGAUAAACCGAGCCGCACUGUGAGGGCGCCUACUAAUGCGACUUUCCGCCAUUCGAUCAUUCCGACCAAGGCAUUGUUAUUCCGUUUCUCAGCGUUGACCUUUAACGCUCAUUCGAUUCAUCUGGAUACGAACUACACGCAAGGCCAAGAGGGAUUACGAAGUCUUCUGGUUCACGGUCCCUUGACCUUGACUCUACUGCUAAGCGUGCUCCAGACUCAUCUAGAGAGCUUGGGUCUUCGAGUUGCUCAUAUUGAAUACAAGAACCUGACGCCUUUGUAUGUCGACGAGGAACUUACUGUCUGUGGUAAGCCCAAGAGCGAUGGGGCUUGGGAUAUCUGGAUUGAGGGACCGAGCGGUGGUUUAUCUGUUCGAGGGUCUGCAAAGACAUGUCCAAUUUGA